AUGCUAAAGCGCCUCUUCCCGCCGCAUAGAGCCAAAAGAAAGCCCCGCCGUCUAACUCUUUCCCCAAUCGGGACAGGUUUGCCCCUCGCCGCCAUGGAUCUGAAUCCCUUCAGGUUAUGCUCUGGUCUAAGGUUCCUCGGCUACUUGAUAGUCCUCGUCGUAGUGGGUUUAGUUGCGGUCUCGUACGACGCCGUCAUCGUUCUCACCUGCGGCCCGCACCUCCUCGACGGCGGCUUCAGAUCGUUUUUCUAUUUUCUUAUUGCGGCUCUCUUCCACGUUUUGCUUAUAUUAUUGUCAUGGAGCUACUUUAUGGUUGUCUUUAUGGAUCCUGGAUCUGUUCCUGAAAACUGGAAACACAUAUCACCAGAACAGGAUGUUGAGAAAGAGAUUUUUUUGUCCAAUUCCUCAGUUCCAGAGAAUAAUUCAGCCACGCCAUCGUCCUCAGCAGGAAUAGAAAAAAUGCCCACAAUUGCAUAUUGCAAUCACUGUAAAAACGGGAAGCCUCCUCGGUGUCAUCAUUGCUCUGUAUGCCAACGAUGUGUUCUUAAGAUGGACCACCAUUGCAUAUGGGUGGUAAACUGUGUUGGUGCCCGUAACUACAAAUUUUUCCUCCUAUUUGUGCUUUAUACUUUUGUGGAGACUGUAUUGGACACCCUUGUGCUGCUCCCUGGUUUCAUAAAAUUCUUUCGACAAGCUAACCAUCAUUCCAGCUCAGCUGGCAGGCUGGCGAUCACAUUUUUGGCCUUUGUUUUGAAUCUAGCUUUUGCACUGAGCCUUCUCUGUUUCGUGGUUAUGCAUGUAUCCCUGGUGCUGAGCAACACAACUUCUGUGGAGGUUCAUGAGAAGAAAAAAGCUGUUCCUUGGAAGUAUGACUUAGGAUGGAGAAAGAACAUUGAACAGGUUUUUGGCACAAGAAAGGCGAUGUGGCUGGUUCCCUGGUUCUCGAAAGAAGACUUGGAGAAGGUGCCUGCUCUCCAUGGUCUAGAUUUCCCGACGCGCUCUGAUAUCAACAGUGUAUAG
Messenger RNA from Striga hermonthica, 1020 nucleotides. The record is from the annotation of a GenBank genome assembly. NCBI's taxonomy places the organism in Eukaryota, Viridiplantae, Streptophyta, Magnoliopsida, Lamiales, Orobanchaceae.